AUGCCGUGGUUCCCGGUGAAGAAGAUCCGCAAGCAGAUCAAGCUGCUGCUUUUGCUGCUGCUGCUCACCUGCGCCGCGUGGCUCACGUACGUGCACCUGAGCCUGGUGCGCCAGGGCCGCGCGCUGCGCCAGCGGCUGGGCUACGGGCGAGAUGGUGAGAAGCUGAGCGGUGUGACAGAUGGCCGGGGCAUCCGGGCUGCACUGUCCACACAGAGGGCAGAGGACUCCAGCGAGAGCCAUGAGGAGGAGCGGGUGCCCGAAGGUCGGGACCCAGACGCGCUGUUUCCCGGGGGGCCUGGAAGGCCACUGCCGCUCAACCUCACCCGUCAGGCGCCCUCGUGGCGGGAGGAGUACAAGGGGCAGGUGAACCUGCACGUGUUCGAGGACUGGUGCGGGGGCGCCGUGGGCCAUCUGAGGAGGAACUUGCACUUCCCGCUCUUCCCCCAGACUCGCACCACCGUGAAGAAGCUGGCUGUGUCCCCCAAGUGGAAGAACUACGGCCUCCGGAUUUUCGGCUUCAUCCACCCGGCGAGAGAUGGAGAUGUCCAGUUCUCCGUGGCUUCGGAUGACAACUCUGAGCUCUGGCUGAGCCCAACUGAGAGCCCGGCGGGCGCCCAGCUAGUGGCCUUUGUGGGCAAGACUGGUUCAGAGUGGACGGCACCCGGAGAAUUCACCAAGUUCAGCUCCCAGGUGUCCAAGCCUAGGCGGCUCAUGGCCUCCCGGAGGUACUACUUUGAGCUACUGCACAAGCAGGACGACCGCGGCUCGGACCACGUGGAAGUGGGCUGGCGAGCCUUCCUGCCGGGUCUGAAGUUCGAGGUCAUAGGCUCUGCUCACAUCUCCCUGUACACAGAUGAGUCGGCCCUGAAGAUGGACCACGUGGCCCACGUGCCCCAGUCCCCAGCCAGCCACGCUGGGGGGCGCCUGCUGCAGGAGCCCAGAGCGGACAUGCUGCAGCCCGACCCCCGGGACACCUUCUUUCUCACGCCUCGGGUGGAGCCCCGGAGUCUGGAGAAUGUGCUGGAGCCCUGCGCCUACGCCCCCACCUACGUCGUCAAGGACUUUCCCAUCGCAAGAUACCAGGGACUGCAGUUCGUGUACCUGUCCUUCGUUUAUCCCAAUGACCGCACACGCCUGACUCACAUGGAGGCAGACAACACGUGCUUCUAUCGCGAGUCGCCGCUGUAUCUGGAAAGGUUUGGGUUCUACAAAUACAUGAAGGUGGACCGGGAGGAGGGGGAGGAAGACGAAGAGGAGGAGGUGCAGCGCCGAGCCUUCCUGUUCCUCAACCCAGACGGUGAGCGCCCCCCGCGCCGCCCACCCGCCCCCCCUCAGCUGGGCCCGCCCUCCGAGGCCCCGGCCCCCCCCGCCCUGCCAACGCCUCCCGCCCCCCUGGGCCGGCCGACCCCCCGGCGCUCGCGGGCGCUGAGCUGGGCCGCCCGACCCCUUCCCCUCUUCUGGGGCCGUGCCCCUCCCCCCCGCCCAGCAGCCGCGGCCAAGCGGCCCCCGAACGUGUAUGUCACGCGGGUGCGGCCGGGACUGCGGGCCCCGCCCCGGGCCCCGGCGCCGCCCCGCCCACGCGGCCCUCCCCGGCCACUUUUCCCUGGCGUCUUCCUGCGCCCCAGACCCCUACCCAGGGUGCGGCUGCGCGCGCGCCCACGCCCACCCCGGGCUCGAGGCCGCAGAACCGGCGGCCCCCAGGCCGCAAAGCUGAGGGCCCCGGCCCCGGCCACCCAGGGGAGCCGAGAGGGCCAGGCACGCGAGCCGGGACUCACGGCCCCCACCACGGACUCGAACUCUUCGUCCGAAGCGCAGCCCGUGACCUCCUUCCUGAGCUUGUCCCAGGUGUCCAGGCCACAGCUGCCCGGGGAGAAUGAGGAAGAGGAGGAAGGCGACGGCGAGGAAGGGGCGCAGGGCGAGGAGGCUGCGUUGGACGACAGUGAAGAGAAGGCCGGCCUGGUGCGCGGCCGCUGGCGCGAGGACGCUAUCAACUGGCAGCGCACGUUCAGCGUGGGCAACGUGGACUUCGAGAUGCUGCGCUCGGACUGGAACGACCUGCGCUGCAAUGUGUCGGGGAAUCUGCAGCUGCCGGAGGCCGAGGCCGUGGACGUGGUGGCUCAGUACAUGGAGCGGCUCAACGCGCGCCAUGGAGGGCGGUACGCUCUCCUGCGCAUUGUGAACGUGGAGAAGCGCCGGGACUCCGCGCGGGGAAGCCGUUUCCUCCUGGAGCUGGAGCUCCAGGAGCGCGGCGGGCGCCGGCUGCGCCUGUCUGAGUACGUCUUCCUGCGUUUGCCCCGGGCACGUGCUGGCGACACAGAUGGAGACGGGGAGAGUCCCGAGCCCGCUCUAGCCGCCUCCCCAGCCGCCUCCAUGCACCCGGAUGGCCGCCCAGAGCUGUGCCGGCCACUGCGCCUGGCCUGGCGCCAGGAUGUGAUGGUGCACUUCAUUGUGCCAGUGAAGAACCAGGCGCGCUGGGUGGUACAGUUCCUGGCAGACAUGGCUGCGCUGCACGUCCGUACAGGGGACUCUCGCUUCAGUGUCAUCCUGGUGGACUUUGAGAGCGAAGACAUGGAUGUGGAGAGGGCCCUCCGCGCGGCGCCACUGCCCAGAUACCAAUACCUAAGGCGAACCGGGAACUUUGAGCGCUCCGCGGGGCUGCAAGCUGGAGUGGCCGCGGUGGAGGAUGCCAGCAGCAUCGUUUUCCUCUGCGACCUGCACAUCCACUUCCCCCCCAGCAUCCUGGAUGGCAUCCGCAAGCACUGCGUGGAGGGCAAGCUGGCCUUUGCGCCUGUGGUCAUGCGGCUGGGCUGCGGGAGCUCGCCAGAGGACCCUCACGGUUACUGGGAGGUGAACGGCUUCGGCCUCUUUGGGAUCUACAAGUCCGACUUCGACCGCGUUGGAGGCAUGAACACCGAGGAGUUCCGGGACCAGUGGGGAGGCGAGGACUGGGAACUUCUGGACAGGNNCCUGCAGGCGGGGCUGGAGGUGGAGCGGCUCCGGGUGCGGAACUUCUAUCACCACUUCCACUCCAAGCGCGGGAUGUGGGGCGUCCGCAGCCACAGGGCCGCCCGCAAGGCGGCCCCCUGA
Molecule: messenger RNA, 3087 nt
Organism: Lipotes vexillifer (Yangtze River dolphin)
Lineage: Eukaryota; Metazoa; Chordata; Mammalia; Artiodactyla; Lipotidae
Gene: B4GALNT4
Product: beta-1,4-N-acetyl-galactosaminyltransferase 4
Exons: 20
Coding region: 1-3087 (1028 amino acids)
Cellular component (GO): Golgi cisterna membrane
Molecular function (GO): acetylgalactosaminyltransferase activity
Source: RefSeq, a predicted model, not a curated record